This is a messenger RNA of Schistosoma spindalis, 2825 nucleotides long. The record is from the annotation of a GenBank genome assembly. Lineage: Eukaryota; Metazoa; Platyhelminthes; Trematoda; Strigeidida; Schistosomatidae.
CUAGCAUAGAUAUUGUUUGUUCAUAUUAUGUAUCAAUACAAAGCGUUUUUAUGUUUCUUACAUUGUUAAACAAGUCUUGUAUUUUCAAUGGUACAAUUUGACAAGUAAUUUACUGAAAGUAACUAUCUUAUCAAAUGUAUCGUAUGCAACUAGGAAUUUUUGACUGUUUAACCUAUCUGAAAGCAGCUUUAGUUUAUGUAUAAUAAUUCCAUAAAUUCUAUCCUUAAUUUUGUGAUCGAAUUAUAAGGUAACACACCGGAUAAGGAUAAAUUUAAAACUAACAAUCGACCAAAUCACAAAUUCUACCCUAAAUGACUCAGUUGAAUUUCCUGUUGUUUGCCCUAGCUUCUAACGGACCAGUCCAUAUAUUUAAAGUUGUGUUAUGAUUGGUCGACUGUUUUAUUUACCAUGUAAUUGGUUGAUUUCAUGUGCAUGUGAUUGGUCAAAUAAAUUAACUUGUUAUAUAAAUUGAUAGAAGGAUUUAGGGAAAUUCAUCGAGAAUAAUGUCUACCAGCGUUGUGACUCCCGUGUUCCCAGUCUCUUGUUUGACAGAUCCAUUAUAUGAUGCAGUUUUGUUACUGAAUGAUGAUAUAGAAAAUUUACCAAGAACUUUACAGCUGGCUUAUAAGUCUUUGAAGGAGUUCUCUGAGGUUAAUCCUAAGUUUUCAGAUGAAGUCAGUGUGAUUCCAUUCCCAGAACACCCAUCAAAAAGAUUAAUUUUUAGUCCAACUGGUCGGUUAAAUACAGAUGAAGCGGACAUUCGUAGUGUGUAUGAUGCUGCUGUGAAUGGCAUGUUAAAAUUGUUAAACAUAGGUUGUAAAUCACCGCUAUUAUGUUGUGGAUCAUUCAUAUCAGCACAGAAAGAUUCUCAAUGGUCUGAACGUAAUUGUUUAUUAUUAAAUGCUGUAUUGGGAGCAUAUCAUGCAUUGUAUACACCUCUUGAAGUUCGUGAAAUGCUCCCUGAGAAAUUUCCUAAAGCUAUUCGAUUUGGGGUGAUGGAAGCUAAUGACUCCUUACUAAGUAUUGCUAAAGCUAUUGAAGAAGGACGAACAUUAGCACGAGAUAUUGGUGGUUCGGAUCCUGAACGAAUGGCAGCCCCGAAAAUUGCUGAAUACUUACAAAAUGCUUUAAAUGGUCUUAAAGGUGUUACAGUCACUGUCGAUAAGGUUGAUGCUAAGAAAUACCCAUUAAUGGCAGCGGUAAAUAGAGCAGCAUCAGUUGUACCUCGUCAUGAUGGGAGAGUUGUUUAUGUUGAUUAUAAGCCGUCGAAUUCCAAAGAGAUCGAUACAUCAUUAUUUCUUGUCGGUAAAGGUAUCACUUUUGAUACUGGUGGAGCUGAUGUUAAAGCUGGUGGGAUUAUGGCUGGAAUGCAUCGAGAUAAGUGUGGUGCUGCAGCAAUAGCUGGUUUAAUGAAAACUAUUGGAUUACUGCAACCAGAAGGCAUAAGUGUUUCAGCAGGUUUGGCAUUUGUACGAAAUAGUGUUGGAGCUGAAUCAUAUGUUGCAGAUGAAAUAAUCAUUGCACGUUCUGGACAACGUGUACGUAUUGGUAAUACAGAUGCUGAAGGUAGAACGGUUAUGGCUGAUUUAUUAUGUGAAGCAAAGGAAAAGGCACUUACAGCUAAAAAUCCAUUCAUAUUUACUAUAGCCACAUUAACUGGACAUGCUAUUCGAGCUUACAAACACUUCACGGCUUUGAUGGAUAAUGGUCCAGCACGAGUUAAAAAGGUCUCAUAUGAAUUACAAAAUUCUGGUGAUCUAAUCUCUGAUAUUGCCGAGAUGAGCAUCGACUUAGAGUAAAGCGUCACGACAUAUCUUCGUUUAUAUCAGUACAUUUAGACAAUGUUGGAUGCAAACUGCAAUGGGAAAUCUUUGAAAUUUCUGACAUUUCUAACAUCAGAAUAUUUGGAAACAACCGAUCAAUAUAUCGCAAAAGGACUUAGCGUAUCAACCAAUUACUAAAUUCGUAAACAACUAUAGGAUCGGGGUUCAGACCAAAGGGGAAGACAAUGUAAGUGUGCAAGCAAUAACAAGAUUAUUGUUGACAGCAACCAGUUAAAAUUAUUGUCGGCAGAAUAAGUCAGUCAUUUAAAGAGAGAUUUCCUAAGGUUUAAGUUACUUAUUUUGUUGAAAAAGACAAUGAAAGUUUUAUGUUUGAACUAUCCAACUAAAAAAACACAACAACUCUGAGUGAUUUCAUAUGGUGGCCAAUCUGUUCAAGUUUCUUUGUACAUGACAAAAUCAGGGACUAUUGAGUACAUUACUCGUCAUCACUUAUCGAUAAAUAAGAAUAUGGAAGCGGUAAGGAAAUUCACUAAUUAUGUUUUCUAUCACUUUAGAUUACAAUCUAAUCUCACUUCUUCUGUGUCAUUUAAUUAAGCGGAAUUAUACAUACAUACACAAAUAAUUUGUACAUUGUGCCAAUAAACGUGAUUGAAAUCUCUAGCUUUUCCAAUCAUACUAUAAUAAAAGUAUGCUUUACUGAUGACCCUCGGUGACUUUCAAAAUGACCUCGUGAAAAUCAAUUUUCAGCCCACCAUAAUGUAGAUAAUAUACAUGUAACUUGAAAGCCUAAAAUAUGUUGGGGUUAGAAUAUGUAAUUUGACUCAUUGGUAAGGGCGUGUAGUGGGGUUAAACGAUAAGAGUAAUUAUUAUUCUUAUUUAAUGUCUGAAUGGGUGUAUUCCGUUUAAUUAUUAUUUAGCGGAAAAUACCUUUCAGGCACAUGAAUGAAUACUUAUGCAUUUAGUUAUUUGAUUUCAUAUAUCAAUGACCUUUGAGUUUCCUUGAAGACUCCACAAGUCAUAUAUAUAUAUAUAUAUAUAUAU